AUGAACGACACGACACCAGCUCUUUGGAACCAGUCUUCUCCGAAUGAAUCGUGGACUGAGGAGAGAACUCCCUCCGAUGUCUCCUUCAGUUUUGUCUAUUUUACGGAAACCACCAUCCUGCCGUCUCUGAUCGGGUUCCUCUGCUCUACGGGACUUGUUGGCAACAUUCUGGUUUUAGUGACCAUCCUGAGAACAACGAAGACGACCGUGCCUGAUGUGUACAUCUGUAACCUGGCUGUGGCAGAUGUGGUCCAUGUGACUGUCAUGCCCUUCCUAAUCCACCAGUGGGCACGCGGCGGCCACUGGGUGUUUGGCAGCACACUGUGCACCAUCAUCACCUCCCUGGACAACUGCAACCAGGUAGCCUGUGCUGCUGUGAUGUCUGCUGUCAGCAUGGACAGGUACCUGGCAGUGGUUCAUCCGUUCCGUCUGACUGCUCUUAGAACAAAGUCCAAGACCAUUGGGAUCAAUUUGUUGGUGUGGGUGAUCUCGUUUAUCCUGGUCCUUCCUAUGUGGGUCCACUCCAAAGUCAUCCGAUUCCCUGAUGGGCUGGAGAGCUGCACCAUGAACCUGGUCUCCCCCAGCGCUGUUCUCUGGUACACACUCUACCAGACAAUCACAUCUUUUUUCCUGCCUCUGCCUCUCAUCCUCACCUGCUACAUUCUCAUCCUGUGUUAUACCUGGAAGAUGUACCUGAGGAACAAGCAGGCACGGCGCUGCAGCACCAACCUGCCUCGAACACGUGCCAUCCGUCUCACUAAAAUGGUCCUGGUCUUGGUGGUGGUCUACCUGGUGAGCGUCGGACCCUAUCAUGUUCUGCAGCUGGUCAACCUAACCGUCCGCAGACCAACACUGACUUACCACACCUGUUACUACCUGUCUGUCUGCUUGAGUUACGCCGCCAGCAGCAUUAACCCCUUCAUCUACAUCCUGCUAAGCAGGCACUUCCGCCGAAGAAUGACUGGACGUAAGCCGUCCAGUGGGCCCAGUUUGGAGAGAGAGGCAGUCAUUGAAGUCCCAACACCACACUCCUGCCAUGGAUGA
Myripristis murdjan (pinecone soldierfish) is the source of this 1044-nucleotide messenger RNA. It is a transcript of the gene mchr2a, whose product is annotated as melanin concentrating hormone receptor 2. Gene Ontology annotation, biological process: neuropeptide signaling pathway. Lineage: Eukaryota; Metazoa; Chordata; Actinopteri; Holocentriformes; Holocentridae. The transcript has 5 exons. Gene Ontology annotation, cellular component: neuron projection; plasma membrane. Bases 1 to 1044 code for a protein of 347 amino acids. The record is from RefSeq and is a predicted model, not a curated record. Gene Ontology annotation, molecular function: G protein-coupled receptor activity; neuropeptide binding.